AUGAGCAAAUGUGAAUUAAGUGGGCGAGGACAUUCCGUAGCCAGAGCGUCGACAUUCGCCCCGUCCUCUGCAACCUCGACACUGUCAUCAUCCUCGAUAGCACCAGUUUCGCCAUUAGUGCUUCCGUCAUCCUCGUCGACAUUAUCAUCAACAUCAAUGGUUCCUGAAGCUAACUGCGCGGCAUCAUCAUCAUCACCGACAUUAUCGCUUGCUGAAAAUGGCGGUAAAAUGGUGACCAGUACAAGUGCUAGUGGUACUUCCACUUACUAUCAUCAUCGUUCCGGACGGAUACUUUGUGAUGGAUAUUUGAGGCUUAUUGAAGUAUUACGUGUCAAUAUCGCUCAACUCCGAAACUUACCUACUCGAAGUAUUCACAGUAAUGGCACUAGUAGCAGUCCUACAGAUAACAACGAUCAUAUUCGACCAAUAACUGUGCUAGCAAGAUUGGACACUGUCAAUAUUUUUCAGUCAACAUCAACCGCUAAUGGAAAUAUAUGCUGUUUUGGCGAUGAUUUUGUUCACGAAAUUUCGAAUACCUUUUCGCAGCUGCACUUUUUAAUCACCGAAAAUGUGAGCAAUCGUUUACCACGACAGAUUGGUUUAGUAAGCAUACGAAAACGUGAUAUUGUCAAACAUUCCGGUGAAGAUCGCUGGUAUCGAAUACAAGCCAUUACCAGACAAAAUGAUGUUUCCGGACAAAUUUGCAUAGAUGUACGUUGCGAACCAAGCAGAAAAUGCCUCGCUAUAAAAGUUGUAGACUACACGGGAUUAAAUAUACGCGAACCAGCGGAUCUGUAUUUACUGGUAACAUUGCAAGUGGCAACGCGAGUUGUGCAAUCCAAGAAGUUGAGUAUUGGCAUCAAUCGAGAAAGCGCCGAAACAUUGUUCAUGGAAUGCGAUGGAACGAUCCUCGAUGACAAUCAAAGGACACAAAAAGUACAGUUGCGAAUGUCACUUUGGCACGAUGUUUUACCAGGUUUCAACAGUUAUUUUCAAGGACAAAUACGCAUCACCCUUGACGAUGAAAUCGUCGAAAAAGAAUUCAUUGGCCCUCAGUGGUAUUAUCUGAAACCACGAAUGACUGGUGAUGAGAAUGAUGAUGGGAUUAAUAAUGGUGGCGCAAGCGACGUUUUGGUCACUGAGAGUCAGAAUCCGUUAAACGGUUAUCAGCAGCUUGGUGAACUGCGAUUGCGACUUUUUUAUACUGCGGAACAUGUGCUACCUGUCGAGUUCUAUAAACCGUUACAGAUGAAUCUUGUCAAGUCACUGACUUUACAACCAUUUUGCGCAUCACCAGCUGGGAUUCUCGAAUAUUUACCAUCGGUGGAUAUACUGACAAUUGCGAGGCCGUUAAUGAAGAUUUUUGUGCAGGCUGAACUGAUACGUCCUUUGUUGAGGAUUCUUUGCUCUGAUGACAUUCUGAAAUGCCAGGACGUAAAUACUUUAUUUCGAAGUCAAUCGUUGGCAACGAAGAUAAUUCAUGAACAAAUGAAGUUUUUUGGGCACCAUUAUCUUGUGAUCUCAAUCAAACCUGUUAUCGACAUGAUUUAUUGUGAGAAUAAAUGUUGCGAGAUUGAUCCAAUGAAGCUAAAACAAGGCGAUAGUUUGGAAUCGAAUAAGUUAAAUCUGAUAGUAUACGGUGAGAUAGCAUUUUCACGAGUAGUCGAUUCAAGUCAUCGUUGUCCGUUGGUAUUACGCGAAAUGUUUUCCGAUUUACGGGAACUUGCAAGACAGCAUUUUCCUGGUCGAGAAGAUAUUCAGCGAUUGGUGCUUAGCUCCUUCAUUAUCAUGCGUUUCUUUGCGGCUGCUCUUAUGAAUCCGAAAUCAUUUGGGCUCAAACGUGAUCAACCGGAAGGUGUUGUUUGUCGUACAUUGGUACUCCUGUCAAAAAUACUUCAACGUCUCUCGAACUGCGUUGUUUCUGCGAAUUCACUUACUGAAAAAGAGCCGUGGCUGUCAUCAGUUCUUGAGAGGUUCACAGAUGAACAACAUCGGCUCGCAAUGUUGAAGUUUCUUAACGCAAUAUCAAUGGCAGAGAAUGCCACAGAUGUGAAUGGUGAAAAUCUCUCAGUUGUUCGUGAUGGAUUUUUCAUCGAAAGAAAAAUUCGAGAAAAGCGUCGGAUACUGAGAAAUUUAGUGAAUCAAAAGCGACGAUACGUUGUGCUAACAGAAAAUGAGAUUUGCUGGCAGAAAACAAAAGCAGAUGCAGAACCGAAAGGCCGAAUGAGGCUCCAAGAAGUGAACCAGAUAGAACCAGUGGUAGAUGCGAAAAAUGUUUUCAGGAUAGCAUCACCUGAUUGUGAAAUUCAAUUUCAGGCACCGAGCACCGUUGAAAUGAAUGAAUGGAUAGUGCAAAUCCAAAAACAGCGGAAGCGGCAACUUAUGAUUGCUUUGCGUACGAACGAAUCAAACGAUGCAUUUGAAAUAGAUACUGAACGAGAGCUUGAGGCAAUUCAUGCGAUACUUUAUGAAAAUGCGGAAACACUAAAGCAGUGGAAGAAUACACUGGAAGGAACGGAGAUUCCGGUUGGACAUCCAUGUAUACCAAGUGCAUUACAGGAUCAGCUGAAAAAUAGUGAAAAUCCAGAACAAGCGAAGCAGCUGUUUUACAGUACUCUUCAAGGAAUUUUGCACAGUACUUUACUAAUCGAAAAGUCACAUGAUGAAAUUGUUAAUCGUUACAUCAAACAAAUUCGUUACGGUAAAGGGACGCGGGAACUUCCUAUCGGUGACGAUAAUUAUUUGCUACUGAAAUCACGAUUCCGUAAAAGCACUGAUAAAAUCUGA
Brugia malayi is the source of this 2787-nucleotide messenger RNA. RefSeq lists its product as uncharacterized. Gene Ontology annotation, biological process: regulation of GTPase activity. The transcript has 16 exons. Lineage: Eukaryota; Metazoa; Nematoda; Chromadorea; Rhabditida; Onchocercidae. The coding region runs from base 1 to 2787 and encodes 928 amino acids. The record is from RefSeq and is a predicted model, not a curated record.